CUCUACCGUCGUAACAUGUUUUGGUCCCAGUUUCCCAUCCUCCUCCAUGCUUUUUACGUGCGGGGUAUGAUUUUUAGCAAGAAAAAUUAGACUGAAACCACGAAAAAAAAGGUUUUUAUUAACAGGAUAAGUGUUGAAGACCAGAGAUCAACCAAAGGGGUGUGAAAUUCCAAAAUGUCUGCUUCACUGAGGAGAGCCAGCAUGCUGCUGUUAACAAGAAUGAGGAAUCAUCCAUCAAAUCACAGUUUGAGAACUGUUUAUUCUGUAACCAAAAGGUCUCCCAGUCCAGUCAGUUACCAGCUACCAAGAGCACUGUCAGUGUUGCAUCCUCAAAUACAGGAAGUGGAUUCAAAUGGAAAAGAGCUUGAAUCAGGGGACUUCUCAAAAUUUAGAUUAUCUCAAGAAACUGUUGAGCUUCUGAAAGCAAAGAACAUUACUCAUCUUUUCCCAAUCCAAAGUGAGACGUUUGACUUCAUUUAUAAUGGUGAAGAUGUUAUGGCUCAAGCAAGGACAGGCACUGGGAAGACACUGUCCUUUAUAUUACCUCUAAUUGAAAAACUCAAGUUAGAAAAUCGGUCUGAAUCUUAUAGACAAGCUCCAAAGGUGUUGGUUUUGGCACCAACAAGGGAACUUUGUAAACAGAUUGGUGGUGAAUUUGACUAUUUCAAAUCAGGUCUAAAAGUGGGCUGCUUUUAUGGAGGAGUUCCAGUCGGCCCCCAAGCUGAUGCAAUUGAAAGAGGUCUGGAUAUUGUAGUUGGAACACCAGGAAGACUCAUGGAUCACGUGGUUAACGGAAGUCUAAACCUCAGAGAGUUGAGGUAUGUGGUCAUCGAUGAGGUUGACAGGAUGUUAGAUAUGGGAUUUUCAGACGUUGUUGAUGACAUUCUUCAAGAAUCAUACAGCUACGGGGAGAAGCCUCAGGCAUUGUUGUAUAGUGCAACAUUACCAUCAUGGGUUCACAAUACAGCCAAAAAGUAUAUGAGUGAAGACAAGAAAGUAGUGGAUCUUAUCGGGACACAGUCACUGAAGGCAGCUGAAACUGUGCAGCACUUGGCAGUCCAGGCCAACAAGGAUAACUUGGCUUCCGUAAUAAGUGACGUUGUCCAGGUAUACUGCGGCGCCCACAGCCGAACGCUCAUUUUUACCGAAACAAGGAACGAAGCAAGCUAUUUGGGAUUGAAUUCUGUCCUCAAGCAAGAUGCACAAGUUCUUCAUGGAGAUAUUAAUCAAGAACAGCGAGAGAUAACCUUAAGGAGUUUUCGCGAGGGAAAAGUACGGUGUCUUGUAGCCACAGAUGUUGCAGCAAGAGGUUUGGAUAUUCCUGAAGUGGACCUGGUUGUUCUAACGCAACCACCAAAGGAUCUUGACAUGUACAUCCAUCGUUCAGGAAGAACGGGCAGGGCCGGCCGUAAUGGAGUAAGCGUUGUAAUUCACGGUCCAGGUCAGCUGGCGCAGUUGCGUGCAGUGGAGAAAAGUACUGGUAUCAAAUUUAAGCGCAUUACACCUCCAUCAGCAGACGAUAUCAUUAAGGCGUCUGCUUCUGAUGCAGAAAGGUUUAUAGAGGAAAUUUCUCCUGAUGUGGUGGAGAAGUUCCGAGAUUUUGCUCAAGCGCUUGUGGAAAAACUUGGAGCUGUUGAAGCAUUAGCAGCUGCACUGGCGCACAUCUCCAACACGAAAGAGAUCAAAUCGCGUUCUCUCAUAACAGGCGAAGAGGGUUUCAUCACCUACUUAUUGAAAUCUCGUUUGGAGAUGUCUGGAACAGGCUUCAUAUGGAAGGCACUGGAAACGUUCCCAGAGAUAAAAAGACAUGUGCGCAACAUGAGACUCUGUCAGGACAGUAUGGGUGUGGUAAUGGAUGUGCCUGAUCAUCUCGAAGAUUUAAUGGGGGUUGAAAAUCUUCUUAAGGAAAGGAGAAUUUCUGCUGUAGAGAAAAUAUCUGAACUGCCAGAGUUGAGGCAAAGACCGCAACGCAGUGACACGAGAGAUACGAGGUCGAUUCGCAGUUACGGUGAAAUGGAUCGAAGAUUUGGUGCAAAGACAGGCGGUUUUCGUGAAAGACGUGAAAGUUAUGGUGGACGACAGUCUUUUCGAAGAUCUUCUGAAUUUGGAAGAACGUCAGAAGUUCUGAAAAGGUGGCAGUAACGACUCAAACGAACUGUGGCUGUGAAAUUUUGGGGAGGACAGUCAGGUUUCAUUCACGCAGGGCGUUAAAUUUCAGCUGGUUCCUCCAAACGAGGUUUUAGCUUUAAAGCAUAUUAUUUGAUCGAAUUUUCCUGUGAAUAAUUUCUUUCUGAAAUGUAUCUUGUGUUCAGUGAUCAUUUCAAUCAGAUUCCUUUCAUGAAUAUUUCUUGGCUUCGUAUUGAAAGGAAUCAAGACAUUGUUGAAGGUUCAGUCCAUAUUGCAAACGCUGUUUCUAAAGUUACUAUAAGCUUUUUACUAAAAUUAUUUUACCUUACGUAAAUUAGUAUUUGAAUAACUUACUGAAAGGUGUAUGUUAUUAUUGAAAAAAAGAACUGCAAGCAUAUUAGUUUAAUUUCGCUAUUAACUUGAGCGCGACUUUCCCCACUCUGCUAGAAGCUCACCAAUAAAUUUUCUGCCGCUCAAUUCGCAGAUAAUGUGGUAGUUGGUGGUUUAUCCGGGUGACCUUAGGUAAAGUUAACGCAUUUACAAAACCUGGUGAUGAGAAAGUUCAAUCUUGAGCCCAAACAUCCAAUGGAAAGGAAAACGAAACGUUCAGUGCCGCCUAGUUUUAAGGUUUAUUUCAAGUAAAACACGCAAAUACACUUCGGUUAUGAACAAAAAGGAUCAAUGUAUCUGAACAACUGCACACCUAGCCCCCCCUAACUCAACAUCAACCCUAACUUGUUGUCAGUUGACUGUUGUUGGGUUAGGGGAGGGGUGGGUGUGCAUUUUCUUAGAUAAUGACGUAGAUGAGAUAGCAACUUAAGUUCUUAGCUGUGUAAUAAGAACGGUAGGACUUUGAAUUUUGGUGCUUAAAAGGGAGGCUACAAGGUUUGUUUUGCCAUCCCACUUUUGACAAUGUUUGGAAAAAUUUAAGCUACCUAGAGAGAUCAGAUAUUGAAAUUUUUCUUCUGUGUAUUUACUCAACAGGUUUUCUCUCCCAUUUUCCCAAGAGUAUAUUAAGGGCGCCAUUUGUACAAAACUGUGCAUCUACACUCCGCUAAGGCAUCUCCCCACCAAAUCCUUUUAACUAAAAACUUGUCAUAUUCUCCUAACCUGUCUUCACGACAGUGUACUGAUUCUUUAAGUAAUAGACUGCACUCUUAUCGGUUCACUGGCAUAGUAAACCACUUGGUAUGUUGGGUGUUCCACAUUGAGUGAGCUUCCAACAUCCCUUGAGGGUUAUUACAUGGUAAACCAAUGGAGAGUGCAGUCUAUUGCUUUUAUAAAAUAAACUUCAAUAUUCCAUGGCUUUACUAGAGCCAUAAAUAAUAUGUCUGUGGCCAAUCA
This is a messenger RNA of Pocillopora verrucosa, 3471 nucleotides long. Its product is annotated as nucleolar RNA helicase 2. The record is from RefSeq and is a predicted model, not a curated record. Gene Ontology annotation, molecular function: RNA binding; ATP binding; helicase activity. Lineage: Eukaryota; Metazoa; Cnidaria; Anthozoa; Scleractinia; Pocilloporidae.